AGAGAGAGAGAGAGGAGUUGUUUUAGGGUUUAAGAGAUCCACAACACCAGCGAUCAAGCAGCCAUGUGGGCUCUUCGUCGUGUAUCCCUUCCUCGCAGGAAGCAGGGAUUCAGCAUUGGGACUUCUCAGGCUUGUUGUGCUAAUUUGGAGAUACCACUUGCUUUCAUACAAGAAAAGCCUUGUUUCCUUGAGUCCCCUCAGUCGGUGUCUGGCGAAUAUCUACCCUCCAAGAGAUUCUACUACACAACAGAUAUUUUGUCAAAGCUCUCUGUAGAUAUACGCAGCCUUUCUUCACAUGCUGGUACAAAAAGCAGCGGAGAGGAUGAUGACCUGGAAGAUGGAUUUUCUGAACUUGAAACCCCACCUACUGCUGAGGCAAUUCAGGUCAGCAAUACAGACAAUGAAUCUGAAGAUGCAUUAGUCUCUGGACCAGAAGUUUCUGAUGAUGAAGAAGACAUUGGGCCUUCUCAAAAUGAGCUGGAGUUAUCAGAGUCAGAGAGUGAUCCACACGGGAAACGGUCACCACGGAGAAGGUUGGAUUCAGCACUUUUCAAAGCCAUCAUGGAAUUUCCGGGUUUGUCUGUCCAUUCUGCACUGGAUAAGUGGGUUGGAGAAGGAAAUGAUUUAAGCAGGGCAGAUAUCUCAUUGGCCAUGAUACACUUACGCCGUCGAAAGAUGUUUGGGAGGGCAUUGCAGGUCUCAGAGUGGUUGGAGGCACAUAAGCAGAUUGAAUUUACCGAAAAAGAUUAUGCAUCUCGCCUGGACUUGAUUGGCAAAGUACGUGGCCUCUGGAAGGCAGAGAAGUAUGUAGAGAUGAUCCCGCAAUCCUUUAGAGGUGAGUUGAUCUACCGAACCCUGUUGGCUAACUGUGUUGCUGCCAACAAUUUGAAGAAAGCCGAGGACAUUUUCAACAAAAUGAAGGAUCUAGAAUUCCCAAUUUCCCCAUUUACGUGCAACCAGUUGCUCCUUAUUUACAAGAAGCAUGACAAGAAAAAAAUAGCAGAUGUCUUGCUUUUGAUGGAGAAGGAAAAUGUGAAGCCGACUGCCUUCACUUAUAAGCUCUUAAUAUCUGCUAAAGGCGAAGCCAAUGACAUUGCCGGCAUGGAGCAAGUGUACAAGACUAUGAAGGCUGAAGGCAUUGAACCAGAAUAUACUGUUAAAGCUAUCAUGGCUAGGCAUUAUGCCUUUGGCGGACUGAAAGAAAAAGCUGAGGCUAUGUUGAAGGAGAUAGAAGGGGGUGAUUUAAAGGAGAACCUCUGGGCUUGCCGAGCUUUGCUUCCCCUGUAUGCAGAACUGGGUCAGGUUGAUGAAGUGAGGAGAGUUUGGAAUGCUUGUGCAUCAAAUCCUAGGGUUGAAGAAUGCAUGGCUGCAAUUGAAGCUUGGGGAAAGCUGAAUAACAUUGAAGAAGCAGAGGCAAUUUUUGAUAGGAUGGUGAAAACCUGGAAUAGACUUUCUUCCAAGCAGUAUGCAGUGCUUUUAAAGGUGUAUACGAACCAUAAUAUGAUUGCAAAGGGCAAAGAUCUUGUGAAGCGUAUGGCAGAUAACAAUUGUGAAAUUGGCCCAUUGACUUGGGAUGCACUUGUAAAACUCUAUGUGGGAACUGGAGAGGUUGAAAAGGCUGACUCUAUUUUGGCGAAGGCUGCUGAGAAGAGCCAGAAGAAGCCACUGUUUACUUCUUAUAUGGCUAUAAUGGAACAAUAUUCAAAGAGGGGUGAUGUUCAUAACUCAGAAAAAAUAUUGUAUAGGAUGAGACAGGUCGGUUACAUAGCUCGACUUCGUCAGUUCCAAUGUCUUGUCCAGGCCUACAUAAAUGCCAAUGCUCCAGCCUAUGGACUCUGGGAGAGAAUGAAGUCAGAUAAUAUAUUUCCCAACAAAGCUUUGAUUGGGCAGCUGACACGAGCCGAUCCAUUUAAGAAAACAGCAGCGUCUGAUUUGCUUGAUUGAGGAAUUGGCCGGUUCUUCUGUAGAUCGGUUAACCGAGUCUUCUGAUCUAUGAGCCACUAUCUAAAGCUUUUAUCUUUUUAGUCGAAACUAUCUUCAACUUCGUAGGUUCAACAUAUUGAGAUUUUGAUGUUUUCCAUGUAUUGCUAGUUCAGAAUUCACUUCCCCAUGCCGGAGUAUUUGUCUAUCGUAUCCCAAAAAUCGGGCACCGUGGGAUAUUGAUCUCGACUUUCAUGGACA
Molecule: messenger RNA, 2181 nt
Organism: Argentina anserina (silverweed cinquefoil)
Lineage: Eukaryota; Viridiplantae; Streptophyta; Magnoliopsida; Rosales; Rosaceae
Product: pentatricopeptide repeat-containing protein At1g80270, mitochondrial-like
Exons: 3
Coding region: 64-1944 (626 amino acids)
Cellular component (GO): mitochondrion
Molecular function (GO): protein binding
Source: RefSeq, a predicted model, not a curated record